Neogale vison (American mink) is the source of this 3309-nucleotide messenger RNA. RefSeq names its product peroxisomal biogenesis factor 6 (gene PEX6). The transcript has 17 exons. Gene Ontology annotation, biological process: protein import into peroxisome matrix. The coding region runs from base 29 to 2971 and encodes 980 amino acids. Lineage: Eukaryota; Metazoa; Chordata; Mammalia; Carnivora; Mustelidae. Gene Ontology annotation, molecular function: ATP binding; ATP hydrolysis activity. Gene Ontology annotation, cellular component: peroxisomal membrane; cytosol. The record is from RefSeq and is a predicted model, not a curated record.
UCCCCUUCCUCGUUGGUCUCCUGUCACCAUGGCGCUGGCAGUGUUGCGGGUCCUGGAGCCCUUCCCGACCGAGGCACCCCCGUUGGCGGUGCUGCUGCCCCCCGGGGGCCCGUGGCCUGAGGCGGGGCUGGGCCUGGUGCUAGCCCUGCGGCCCGCAGAGGAGAGCCCCGCAGGGCCGGCGCUGUUAGUGGCGGCCCUGGAGGGGCCGGGCGCGGAGACCGAGGAGCAGGGUCCAGGGCCCCCGAAGCUACUGGUUAGCCGCGCGCUGCUGCGGCUACUGGCUCUGGGCUCCGGGGCGUGGGUGCGGGCGCGGCCUGUGCGGCGGCCUCCGGCGCUAGGCUGGGCGCUGCUUGGCACCUCGCCGGGGCCCGGACUGGGACCGCGAAUCGGGCCGCUGCUGGUGCGGCGCGGAGAGGCCCUGCCAGUGCCCGGACCGCGGGUGCUGGAGACGCGGCCGGCGUUGCAAGGGCUGCUGGGCCCAGGGACGCGACUAGCUGUGACUGAGCUCCGUGGGCGAGCCAAACUGGGUCAGGAGGCUAGGGACAGCAGCCGGCCCCCACCCCCACCCGUGGUGUCCUCCUUCGCGGUUAACCGCACAGUCCGGAGACUGCGGGGAGUUCUGGGAGGGAUUGGAGAUUCGCUCGGAGUAAGCCGGAGCUGUCUCCGUAGCCUGGGCCUCUUCCAGGGCGAAUGGGUAUGGGUGACCCGGGCGGGAGAAUCUUCUAACACUUCCCAGCCACAUUUGGCCAAGGUUCAGGUCCUAGAGCCUCGCUGGGACCUCUCUGAAAGGCUGGGACCCGGCUCUGGACAGCCGGGAGAGCCCCUCGCAGACGGACUGGCCCUCGUGCCUGCCACUCUGGCUUUUAAUCUCGGCUGUGAUCUCCUGGAAGUGGGAGAGCUCAGAAUUCAGAGGUACUUGGAAGGCUCCAGAACCCCUGAAGACAAUGGAAGCUGUUCACUGCUGUCUGGGCCUCUGUUUGCCAAAGAGUUACACAUCGAAAUUGUGUCCUCUCCACAUUACAGCACCAACGGAAAUUACGACCGUGUUCUUUACCGGCACUUUCAGACACCCAGGGCAGUCCAGGAAGGGGAUGUUCUGUGUGUGCCAACAGUUGGGCAAGUAGAGAUCCUGGAAGGAAGCCCAGAAAAACUGCCCAGGUGGCGGGAAAUGUUUUUUAAAGUGAAGAAAACUGUCGGUGAAGCUCCGGAUGGGCCGACCGGAGCCUACUUGGCGGACACGGCUCAUACCUCCUUGUACCUGGUGGGUUCUACCCUGAGCCCUGUUCCCAGUCUCACUUCAGGAGAAUCCACUCCCUGGAACAGCCUGUCACCUCCAGGCCUGGAAACCUUGGUGACUGAGCUUUGUGCUGCCCUGAAGCCUCGCCUCCAGCCGGGAGGUGCUCUGUUGACAGGAACCAGCAGUGUUCUUCUCCGGGGCCCCCCGGGCAGUGGGAAAACCACAGCUGUCACUGCAGCCUGUAGCCGCCUCGGGCUCCACCUGCUGAAGGUGCCCUGCUCUAGCCUCUGUGCAGACAGCAGUGGGGCUGUGGAGAUGAAGCUGCAGGCCGCCUUCUCCCGGGCCCGGUGCUGCCGGCCUGCGGUUUUGUUGCUGACAGCCGUGGACCUCCUGGGCCGGGACCGUGACGGGCUAGGGGAGGACACCCGUGUGGUGGCCACGCUGCGUCGCCUCCUCCUCGAUGAGGACCCCCUCACCAGCCGCCCACCCCUGCUGGUCGUGGCUACCACGAGCCAGGCCCAGGACCUGCCCGCCGAUGUGCAGACGGCGUUUCCUCACGAGCUGGAGGUGCCCGUGUUGUCAGAGGGGCAGCGGCUCAGUGUCCUGCGAGCCCUCACCGCCCACCUUCCCCUGGGCCAAGAGGUGAACCUGACGCAGCUGGCACGGCGGUGUGCAGGCUUCGUGGUAGGGGAUCUCUAUGCCCUUUUGACCCACAGCAGCCGGGCAGCCUGCGCCAGGAUCAAGAACUCGGGCUCGGCAGGUGGCUUGACUGAGGAGGACGAGGGGGAGCUGUGUGCUGCUGGCUUUCCUCUCCUGGCUGAGGAUUUCGGGCAGGCACUAGAGCAGCUGCAGACAGCUCAUUCCCAGGCCAUUGGAGCCCCCAAGAUCCCCUCGGUAUCCUGGCAUGAUGUGGGCGGGCUGCAGGAGGUGAAAAAGGAGAUUCUGGAGACCAUUCAGCUCCCUCUAGAGCACCCCGAGCUGCUGAGCCUGGGCCUCAGGCGCUCGGGCCUUCUGCUCCAUGGUCCGCCUGGCACGGGCAAGACCCUCCUGGCCAAGGCAGUAGCCACCGAAUGCUGCCUUACCUUCCUCAGUGUGAAGGGGCCUGAGCUCAUCAACAUGUAUGUGGGUCAGAGUGAGGAGAAUGUGCGAGAAGUGUUUGCCAGGGCCAGGGCCGCAGCUCCGUGCAUUAUCUUCUUCGAUGAGCUGGACUCCCUGGCCCCGAGCCGGGGGCGAAGCGGAGACUCUGGAGGUGUGAUGGACAGGGUGGUGUCUCAGCUCCUGGCCGAGCUGGAUGGUCUUCACAGCACUCAGGAUGUGUUUGUGAUCGGAGCCACCAACAGACCAGACCUCCUGGACCCUGCCCUUCUGCGGCCCGGCAGAUUUGACAAGCUGGUGUUCGUGGGAGUGAGCGAGGACCGUGCCUCCCAGCUCCGUGUUCUAAGUGCCAUCACACGCAAAUUCAAGCUAGAACCUUCCGUGAGCUUGGUGAACGUGCUGGAUCGCUGCCCUCCCCAGCUGACAGGGGCAGACCUCUACUCCCUCUGCUCUGAUGCCAUGACAGCUGCCCUCAAACGCAGGGUCCGGGACCUGGAAGAAGGGCUGGAGGCCGGGAGCUCGGCACUGCUCCUCACCAUGGAGGACCUGCUGCAGGCCGCCGCCCGGCUGCAGCCGUCCGUCAGCGAGCAGGAACUGCUCAGGUACAAGCGCAGCCAGCGCAAGUUUGCGGCCUGCUAGGAGCCUCCUGCCGUCCGGCCCCCGCCCCACGAGGGCCGAAGGUGCUAGGUAACCCCGCAGACUCUGUAGAGAGCAAAGGGCUCCUUCUCCGCCUGCUGCUGUCGCACCCAAAGGCUGCCUGCCUCCAGGCAGACGCCCUCGGAGCCGGAGCCGAGCAGCCCCACAAGCGCUCAAAGGGCAUCACCCCCGCCUACGGGUUUGUCCUUCCAUGCCAGCUCCAGCUCCAGGACUAAAGACACCCUGCUCAGGAGGAGGAGCUUGGGCCUGGAUGGAGCGCAGAGGUUGGGCCCCAGAGGGAGCCCAGUCUUGGCUGAAAAUAAAGUCUAUGCUGCCCCCUG